AUGGGUUUCGACAGCGCCAAGUUCGUCACGAGUGUAGCAGACGAUAAGAAAUGUUUGUUGUGUCACGAGGUACUGGACAACCCCGUGCGGUCCCCCUGCGGUCACGUCUUCUGCUCAGGCUGCAUCACCCCCUACGUGCUGAAACACGGACAGUGUCCACAAAAAUGUCGCGCGCUCGCCCCCACCGACCUGGAAAACGUCCUGCCCUUACGCGAGGUCAUUCUCAACCUCAAGGUCAGGUGCGAGUUCUUCGACCGCGGCUGCAAGGAAGCGAUCCGCUUGACGGAUUUAAUCCGCCACGCGCAACGAUGCGGGUUCCGUCCCGUGCAGUGCAGCAACCCGGGUUGCGGCGCGGUGUUGCCCCAGAACGACAUCGACAACCACGAGACGGAGACCUGCACGUGCAGGCCUGUAGGUGAGUGCGAUAAAGGCUGCUGUCUGAUGCUGUACCAGCACACGGCCGACACGCAUGACUGCUACCAGGCGCUGAAGGCACUGGUGCGCACCCAGGAGGAACAGCUGUCUGAGCUGAAAGAGAAGUUUGCCCUGGUCAACACCAAGUUCUGCAAGAGGGAGAAGACACUGCUGGAGCAGGUGGCGGCACUCAACAAACAGCUGGGCGACCAGAACCUGGUCUUCAACAAGACCAUCAAGGAAGUCAAGAACCAGCAGAACUCGCAGAACGUCGCAGACCUGGAGAACGAGGUGAGGGAUGCUUGUGUGGACGUUGUUAUUUGUUUACACGUGUUCAUCUACAUGUGUUCGUUUAUAUCUUUGGUUUAUGCCAAUGGUGAAUUUGCUUGGCGCAGGAUUACACUUCAUCGUGACAAGCUCGGGUCUCUGGGGUUCAACAUCAUGGGCGGAUACACG
Messenger RNA from Physella acuta, 870 nucleotides. Its product is annotated as E3 ubiquitin-protein ligase PDZRN3-like. Lineage: Eukaryota; Metazoa; Mollusca; Gastropoda; Physidae. Gene Ontology annotation, biological process: regulation of canonical NF-kappaB signal transduction. Gene Ontology annotation, cellular component: plasma membrane signaling receptor complex. The record is from RefSeq and is a predicted model, not a curated record. Gene Ontology annotation, molecular function: zinc ion binding.